Octodon degus (degu) is the source of this 2081-nucleotide messenger RNA. RefSeq names its product carboxypeptidase Z (gene Cpz). NCBI's taxonomy places the organism in Eukaryota, Metazoa, Chordata, Mammalia, Rodentia, Octodontidae. Gene Ontology annotation, molecular function: protein binding; metallocarboxypeptidase activity; zinc ion binding. The record is from RefSeq and is a predicted model, not a curated record. Gene Ontology annotation, biological process: proteolysis. The coding region runs from base 64 to 2025 and encodes 653 amino acids. The transcript is spliced from 11 exons.
CGGCCGGUGCCCCCCCCCCCUUGAGCCGGGGCGGGAGCCCAGUGCCACAUCACCGCGCCCACCAUGCUGCCGCUGCCGCUUGCCGUGCUGGUCGCACUGGCUGCCACUGGUGACUGCCAUGGGCCGGCAGCUGCUGACAGCGGUUCGUACCUGGACUCCUUGGUUGGGUUUGUAGCCACCUGUGUGGACCUGCAGCUCACCACCUGUGCAGAUACCACCUACAACCGUACCACCUUCCCCACGGCGCUGGAGCACCGGUCGCGCGAGGCGGUGGAGGCCAGCUCAGAGUACAUCCUCCUGAGCGUGCUGCACCACCUCUUGGAGGGCCAGUGCAACCCCGACCUGCGGCUCCUGGGCUGCGCUGUGCUGGCCCCCCGCUGUGAGGGCGGCCUGGUGCAGAGACCCUGCCGGCACGUGUGCCAGGGCCUGCAGGAGGCCUGCCAGCCCGCCUUCGAUGCCAUCGACAUGGCCUGGCCCUACUUUCUGGACUGUGCCCACUACUUUGCGCCUGAGGAGGAGGGCUGCUUUGACCCCCUGGAGGGGCUUCGUGGAGACCUCGAGCCAGAGGAGGCGCUGCCCUCAGGCCUGCCACCCACCUUCAUCCGCUUUGCCCACCACUCCUAUGCCCAGAUGGUACGAGUGCUGAAGCGGACUGCGGCCCGCUGCUCCCAGGUGGCCAAGACCUACAGCAUCGGGCGCAGCUUCGAGGGCAAGGACCUGCUGGUCAUCGAGUUCUCCAACCGCCCCGGCCAGCAUGAGCUCAUGGAGCCUGAGGUGAAGCUCAUCGGCAACAUCCACGGCAACGAGGUGGCAGGGCGCGAGCUCCUCAUCUUCCUGGCGCAGUACCUGUGCUCCGAGUACCUGCUGGGCAACCCCCGGAUCCAGCGCCUGCUCAACACCUCCCGCAUCCACCUGCUGCCCUCCAUGAACCCUGAUGGCUACGAGGUGGCGGCAGCCGAGGGUGCCGGCUACAAUGGGUGGACCAGCGGGCGGCAGAACGCACAGAACCUGGACCUGAACCGGGACUUCCCGGACCUGACUUCCGAGUACUACCGGCUGGCUGCGACGCGCGGCGCCCGCACUGACCACAUCCCCAUCCCGCAGUACUACUGGUGGGGUAAGGUGGCCCCGGAGACUAAGGCUAUCAUGAAGUGGAUGCGGACCAUCCCCUUUGUGCUGUCCGCCAGCCUCCACGGGGGCGACCUGGUGGUGUCCUACCCCUUUGACCUCUCCAAGCAUCCCCUGGAGGAGAAGAUGUUUUCCCCCACGCCCGACGAGAAGAUGUUCAAGCUGCUGGCCAGAGCCUAUGCCGACGUCCACCCCAUGAUGAUGGACAGGUCGGAGCACAGGUGCGGGGGCAACUUCCUGAAGCGGGGCAGCAUCAUCAAUGGCGCUGACUGGUACAGCUUCACAGGAGGCAUGUCCGACUUUAACUAUCUGCACACCAACUGCUUCGAGAUCACAGUGGAGCUGGGCUGUGUGAAGUUCCCACCCGAGGAGGCCCUGUAUGGGCUCUGGCAGCACAACAAGGAGCCACUGCUCAGCUUCCUGGAGAUGGNGCACCGGGGUAUCAAAGGCAUGGUGGUGGACAGAUUUGGAAAGCCGGUCAAGAACGCCCGCAUCCUCGUCAGAGGCAUCCGCCACGACAUCACCCCAGCUCCGGAUGGAGACUACUGGAGACUGCUGCCACCAGGGACCCACAUCGUCAUCGCCCAGGCACCUGGCUACGCCAAGGUCAUGAAGAGAGUCACCAUCCCGCUCCGGAUGAAGCGGGCUGGCCGCGUGGACUUCAUCCUGCAGCCCCUGGGCACAGGACCCAAGAAGUUCCUGCCAGCGCUCCGGAGAACUACACCCCACUUCCGGGUCACACGGGGUGGUGUGACCCCCCGGAGGGAACCCGCAGAGCAGAACCCCCAACCCCUUGAGGAGCACAGGCUGCCUGCAGCUGGUGGGAGCAAGCCCUGGUGGUGGUCCUACUUCACAUCGCUGAGCCCCCACAGGCCGCGCUGGCUGCUCAAGUACUAGGCCGCUCGCCCGUCCGCAUGCUGGGUCCUGGCUCUGGCUCCUCACCACAGCGUCAU